This is a messenger RNA of Cutaneotrichosporon oleaginosum, 1121 nucleotides long. RefSeq lists its product as uncharacterized. NCBI's taxonomy places the organism in Eukaryota, Fungi, Basidiomycota, Tremellomycetes, Trichosporonales, Trichosporonaceae. The record is from RefSeq and is a predicted model, not a curated record.
GCAGCGUGCAGCUGGACUGCCAAAGCAACAGGGAACAACAUGAGACCGGGUAGCUACAAUGCGGAAUGCGGAAAGCUACACCCAUGUCUCUGACGCAAAGCGAAAACCACACAACCCAGCACCCACAGCUUACAGACACAGCUACAGUCGUAGUCCCCGAUCUAUUACCCCUCUCUAUACAGCACGUAUUACCAGUUGCCCCAGAGCUCGCGCUGGUUCUUGUCCUUGAGAACGCGGACCCACAUCUCAGCGUUCUGGCGCUGGAUAUUCGACUCGAACGCGUCCCACUCGCCGCCGAGUUUCUCGGGCGCGCUGCGCGGGUCGCCGGACCGGCGGAGGCGCUCGAGCGCUGGAAUGGCACCCUCGCUCACUUUGCGGUAGAUGGCCGACGGGCCCUUGAUGUACGUGUACGACGCGGUGUGGCGCUCGCUCACGAGCACGGGUGUGCGUGUGAUGAUUGCCGCGGCGAUUGUGCUGCUCGCCGUGUCGUACAGCGUGCCGCGGCUCGCAAAGGCCGGGAUGAGCAGGUCCGCGUCGGCAAUGAGGCGGUAGUAGUCGGGAUAGCUCAGUUUCUCGUCGACGGUAAUCACGUUUUUGAGGGACUCGGGGAUGUCGACAGGCGCGCGAGGGUUGCGCUGCCCUACGAGGUGAAGCUCAAAGGGCUCGGACGAGUCGGCUUCAAACACGCCGCCGUCAACCAUCUUGUACCCCCACAAACCGGGGUCGGCGUACAUGCUCGCGUUGAGGCUGCGGAAGACCUUUUUGUAGUCGCGCCGGCCUUGUUCAAUGUUGCCUUGGAUGACGGCCUUGCGGGGGAAGGGGGUGACGGUGCGGAACUCUUUGUCUUUGGGGUAGACGAAGCCCUGGGGUUAAGAGGUGAAUGAUACAUUUAGCUCACAGGAAUAAACGUCUCCACCUUGACACGCUCCCAGAACUCGUUGUCCUCGGUGUCGGCCCAGUACUGCAAUUCGUCCUUGACAGUCUGGUGGACGUGGUGGCCCAGAACAACGAGCUUGAUCUGUCCGCGCUGCACCAGCUCCUUGAGCUUCUCCUUGAGGUUGUGUGCAAAUGUCGCGCCGCCGUGGUGGACGACACACACGACGUUGGCCGUAGACUUGAGA